AUGAUUGCGGAUAGACAGAAGCUGGACGAUGGUUCGCCGAGUAGCACAUCGGAGAGUGCGACAACAGACGCGAACGGUGCUAUGAAGGUGCGGGGAGUCCCACAAGAAGCACAAAGGCGCUCAGACAGUGGUGUGCAGUCCAAUGCCAACCCCACCCGAACUCAGGCCACGGAGAAACCCGAGCACAAGACCGGGAAGAGCAACCCCAUUAACGCCCCUGAGCGGACGCAGGGCGUGUCAGGCACUCACACAAACACUUCUUCUUCCGACAGCUUCGUUCGGCACGGAGGAGCACGUCCACUCGUUCCAGGCAGUACACAGUCGGGUUCACGGACCUAUACACACACCACACCUACAGCGACCAUCAACUGCCGAGGCAGUGGCAGCACACACCGAAAGGGGACGCUGGGCGACCUUGCGGGGAAGGUAGGAGGCCUUGCACAUGGAAAUGGGGGCGUAGGGAUUUCGGGCCUGGGUGCACCUAAAUCAAACGACAGCAGCGGCAACAGCAGCUACCACGGCCUGGAGUUGGACAGUGCAGGGGAGCCGGACGAGGAGGUCGGGGCCAUGGGUGAUGGCAAUACACUUGUACCACAUGCCAUGUUGGUGCCCCAGAACAUGCUAGUCCCACAGACCAUGUUGAUCUCUCAGAACCGCCUGGUUCCUGUAGCUAUCGACACACACGCCACGGGGUCUAGCUCGAGUCCGGGUACCAGCACAAACACGGACAAUAAUACGCACAAGCAGUCCAACGGGACCUCCAGGCAGACAUCGACUGAGGCACGAGAUGGAGCUGUGGGUAGCCUGGGUAUCGCAAACAAAGGCUCUGAGGGUGAGAUGCAGUUACCUGGGGUGGUGCAGAGUGUGAGUGCAGGAACCGUCGGAGUCGGAGCGGCAGGGGGAGAUGAGGAUGCCGACGCGGAACUCGUGCAAGAAGAUUACGAGGCAUCCAGUAUCAAAUCAUGCAGGUCUGGCCAUCCGGAGACGCCUAACAUGCCCAUGACCCCCUACACACCCAGUGCAGCCAUUCUCAUCACUAUGGACCGCAGCCCCAAACUGGCGCCAGUGAAGGAGGCGGUGCACGAGAAGGCUAAGAAGACGCUGAGCGGCACGUCACUGGGCUUCCGUGCGAAAAAGAAAAGGAACCGAGACUCGCAGAUCAAGAAGACGCUCAGUGCGAGCAGCCACCGAUCGACUACCAGCACCGAGACCACGUCCCCGCGACGGUUCAGUCUGGAUGUGGCCAAGAGUGCGCUGAGCUUCUUCAAGCCCGCGAGGUCUAAGGACAAGGACGCCAAGAAGAAGGAGAAGGGCGGUAGCGAGGACAAGGACGACGGUAAGAAACUCGGCAGGCAAUCCAGUCGCAAGAGGCUUGAGCAGGAUAUCAUGGCAGCGGCGGUGAUGGAGGGCACCCCGAGGGCCACAGAACCCAAUCUCAGGGCAAGGGCAGUCACAGCCACAAGCGCCACCACACCCACACCCACACACUCGCAUGCAAACAUUCUGGUGAAAAGCCCAACCAACUUCACCCAACUCACGCACUCGAGCGAGGGCCGGCAGUUGUUGGGUCUUGCUGCGGGUAUGUCGACUGAUAGUGCUAUGCAGAUCCAGUCACAAUCAGCCGGCGCCACACCCCUUCCGGAAGGUAUCGUGGAACGUGCUGCAAUGUGGGGUUUACCACAGCCCCCAGCACAUGCGCAUACGACCACGCACGGCCAAGACGAAGGUACAGCACAGGCGAACAGUGCCGCUGGCAAGCAGGGGACCAGUGAGGAGAAGCGAGGCCCACCUACGAGUCGAGAGGUCAAUCCAGAAUUGGGUGAGAUACGCACCAUCAAGGGCUGGUUCAGUUUUAACUCGGCUACGACCUCUCGACUGCCGGCACAUGAGGUGCUGGCGGAGUGUGUGCGCGUGUUAAAUGCGAAUGGGAUCGAGUAUGAGCAGAAGGGUUUUGUGAUCACGGCCUGGCAGGACAAGACACAGAAGAAGGGCGUGCGCGUAGAGUUUGAAACGUGCCAUAUCAGCCGGCUGUCGAUGGUGGGGCUGCAUUUGAAGCGGCUGGGAGGAGAUGUGUGGCAGUAUAAGAAGUUCGCCAAUGAGCUGGUCUCGCAGAUGCACCUCUGA
Sphaeroforma arctica JP610 is the source of this 2124-nucleotide messenger RNA. RefSeq lists its product as hypothetical. Bases 1 to 2124 code for a protein of 707 amino acids. Lineage: Eukaryota; Ichthyosporea; Ichthyophonida. The transcript has a single exon. The record is from RefSeq and is a predicted model, not a curated record.